Molecule: messenger RNA, 484 nt
Organism: Rhagoletis pomonella (apple maggot)
Lineage: Eukaryota; Metazoa; Arthropoda; Insecta; Diptera; Tephritidae
Product: peptidoglycan-recognition protein LC-like
Biological process (GO): peptidoglycan catabolic process
Molecular function (GO): N-acetylmuramoyl-L-alanine amidase activity; zinc ion binding
Source: RefSeq, a predicted model, not a curated record
GCCAUGUGCGUCUAUCGUGUACGUAUGACACAAACUCUUAACAUUGAAUCUCAAAAUCAUGAUGAUAUUAUUUACAACUUCCUAAUUGGUGGCGAUGGCAAUGUGUAUGAAGGACGUGGUUGGGAUGUAGUCGGUGCACAUUUGCGUGGCUUCAAUUCGGACAGUAUUAGUUUCGCCUAUAUUGGUACAUUCAAAAAACAAAAGCCAUCAGAAAAACAGAUGGAUGUCACAAAAUUAUUAUUAGAGGAGGGUGUACAAUUAGGUAAACUCUCGCCAGAUUAUAAAAUAUAUGGAGCAUAUAUGUUGGAUCCUACAUCGACAGAUGCCAGAGCAGAUGAAUUGUACAACAGCUUCAAAGGUUGGCCACAUUGGUCUGAGUAUCUAUUUUCUGCAAACGCAAAAUGAAAUGUGUCAUUUAUUUUAAAAGUAUAAAAGAAAUAUAUUUACUUACCGAUUAUGCAGAGUGAAAAGUUGCUAAGUCCAU